Messenger RNA from Arthroderma uncinatum, 1614 nucleotides. RefSeq lists its product as uncharacterized. NCBI's taxonomy places the organism in Eukaryota, Fungi, Ascomycota, Eurotiomycetes, Onygenales, Arthrodermataceae. The transcript has 5 exons. Bases 1 to 1614 code for a protein of 537 amino acids. The record is from RefSeq and is a predicted model, not a curated record.
AUGGCCCAGAAGAGCCCCAUCAUUGUGCCCAAGGGGUUUAAUGCAUCUCCGAGCUCAUCCUCCUCUUCGCCCGAUGCUACUUCUUCCGCGCCUCGCUCGGGGACUACUCCUGAGAAAUCUUUGCCCUAUGAACGUCCAUCGUUUACAUUUAUCGGGCAAGAUGAAGAGUCGACUCUGAAGGGGAGGAAGGGUUCUGAUACCCGGAAGAUGAUACGUUCUCAUGUAAUGCGAGACGUCCGCCGCAGGGAAAGGAUUGCCGGUCUUAAACGAGUCUCUAAGAAGGCGUCUGCCAGGAAGAAUGACUCCUCGUCUUCGAGCGAUGGCUCAUCAACGGCUGUCAUCACGCAUCGAGUAAACGAUCGUGGAGUGCCUACAGCAGAGGCGUACUCUGGCCUAAAGGCACCGCCUUCGUGGGUCACGCUUAAAGGAUCGAAUAUAAAGGGACAGCAUAUCUACAUAUUUCACAACCCUUUAGCACACCCCAUUUAUCCAACUAUAGAACCGAUGAGCACUCUAAAAGGUUGUGAAGGCUUGGGACAUGUAGUCAGCAACUUACUGCAUUAUAGUACUGAUAAAGAAGAGUCUAUACUACCGGACCCCACAUUCUACGUCAUGAAGGCCAAAUGUAUAGCGGAGAUGAACCAGAAGCUACGGGACCCAGAUCCGCAGCAAGCGGUAGAUGAUACUGCGAUAGAUAUUGUGUGUGGGCUUAUAUCGGCAACGUUGACAUUAGCUCUAUUUGAAGAAGCCAGGGUUCACUGGUUAGGCAUGAAGAAAAUAGUCGAUUACCGUGGAGGGGUAUUAAACAUGGCAAUGCAAGGCUCCCGGGGCAUAGGCGCCGUUCUAACAUGCGACCUCAAAUCAGCCUGUACGCUAUUAAGCCGGCCUCUUUUCCCAUUAGCCUGGGAGCCUCAACCGCUUCCGUCCGAAGUUAGAGACAAAAUCACUCCUCCCCCAACAUCACAACUAAGCAACCUCGCCAACACUUUGUGCGCAAAUAAACAUCUCAGUCCCAUGCUCAAUUCUAUACUACAAGAAGUCCGAGAUGUCUUCUUCUUUGAGGUUUUCCAUCGCACCGACCCCUCAGGGCUCACCGCUGCGGAGCACGAAAUGUUCCUCAUGAAAGGCCACGAAAUAGAACAUGAACUUUUGGAUUAUCCUUAUCGUUCACCGGAAGCCAAAGGCCUUUCUGACAAGGAGAUUUUACAUUUGAACCCAAUAGAGACCGUCACCCGAUUGACGACCUUAUCCUACCUCAGCACUUGUUUUGUUGUCUCUCCACCUAAGUCCGGAACUGGUCGAGCAGUGACAAAAAAUCUGAAGGACGCUCUCGCCAGAUGUUUUUCUAAACCAAUAUCUGCCCUGCCGUCAGAAGAUCUCUCACUCCUCGCCUGGGUGACAUUUAUCAGCAUUGCCAGCGCCUACGACCCGCUCUUGAGGUCGUGGUUCGUGGAAAUUCUACAUGACAUUUCCAUAAUAAAAAACUGGCAGACUUGGGAGCAAGUUGAAUCAGUAAUGCACGGAUACCUCUACGCAGCUCCGCUACACGGACAUAUAUGGAAGAAACUAUGGUUCGAGGCCCAGUCAUUCAACGUUAUCAAGGAAAUUUUAUGA